AUAACAUCAUUUUAUUCUUUUCUACCACACCUUUGUUGAAAAUGUCCCACGAGUCCUCAUCUACCGAACCUGUCAGCUUUGUGGAUGCCUCUGUGCAUCCUAAGGAAAUCAUGCCGACUGCAGCGUACACAGUCCAGUACAUCAUGAAUGUGGAACUUCAAAGUAAAGAUGGAACCGACAUUCCUCUUUACAAUAAGCAUCUUGAUGUGGAAGAAAGUUCCAUUUUUCACCUAUAUCUUGGACAACGGUACGGCGACAAGUCCGAACGUUUUAAUGAAGAAAAAGAGGACUAUUGGCUGUUUCACAUUCAUUCAAACCAUGCUGAGUUCGAAAUCGCGAUUGGAGGAGAGGCGCCAGUUCUAGUGAGCGCAAAUCCCAGCUAUAAAAAGAUUACCGACAAAGACAGCAAGACCGUUGAAUUAGAUAUGCCUGUCAAGGGACAUCCGGUUUAUGAUACGGUAAUUCAUCGAUUCAAAUUGUCGUAUAACUUUCCAGCUGAGACAGACGGGUAUUUUGAUCGAUUUGUGGCUGUCCGAUGUCCUAAAAUGGACAACCCAGCGAUUACAGUGAAAGGCGCAGGACAUUAUGCUUGCCUUCACUGGGUUGGCCGGUUUAUUGAAACGACUGCUAGUGACACCAACAAGUUUAUUGCGGUGAGAACUACCAACCGAUUGCUUGAGGAUUAUGGCGAACGCAACAGGAACAAAGGUUAUAGUUGGUUUCGUGAGGAUGGUCCUGCCGACGUGACUGACCGCACUGUCACCCUCUUCCCCAAACAGCUGUACGGCACCCACGGCAGUGACAGAAAUCUAUACACUCAGUUUGUCACCACCGACCCGAAUAAUAAAAUGGGCCAAGAGCACCUUGACUUGGUCCGCAGUAAAGUUGCAAAAGGCUCUGCAUUACUGGCAUACAAAUACGUGUGGCAUGCAACUGGCAAAACCAUAGUGAGGACCACUUGUGAAAAUGGCCUUCCGUAUCUUGGUCAUCAAUGGGAUUAUGUCUCAGGGGUUUCCUUGAACCAGAAUCCAUCAAAUGGCUGGGCUAUACUGCUCACUGUCUUCACGAGUAUAACCAAAGUUGCAACUGGUUUGCUCACUAGCAACCUCGGUGGGAUAGUUGAGGGUGUUAUCAAACUUGGGGAUAUAUUUGACGGGGACAAAAUGAGGAAAGAGGCCAAUAUAACAGGCUUUGUCUCAGCAGCUGCCAAGGCAGUGGACGAGUACAACAAGAAGAACCCAGAUAAGAAAAAAGGACCUAACACGACCAAUGUCAUUGAUAUCCAGCAAAAUAUCACGAAAAACAAGGUUCUGGCUGCCCACUUUGGCACAGCCUAGCAAGAUGACCCACCUGAUCGCCUACCUUCUUGGCUAUUAUCAACAUACAGCAUCCGGGAGGAUCCUGCAUCAUCAGGUCUGCCAGAGGGCUAUACUGUAGCUAUAGCAUGAUACAAACAUAGGAAUUACCUGGGGCUUGAGGAUAGGGUUGACAGAAUUCUUGUCUGGGUCUAAAUAGCUCUGAGACCUCAAAAUCUCAAUGUUUUCUUGUUAAAUGGAUUCAUUUAUCUUUCGCCUCGAAAAUAUCUCAGGCUUAUCUUUUGAUCAUGGCCUUCAUGUAGUUAAGAGACAUUGGAUAGGUCAUUGAUUAGUUAAUUUCGUCU
Messenger RNA from Aspergillus glaucus CBS 516.65, 1660 nucleotides. RefSeq lists its product as uncharacterized. NCBI's taxonomy places the organism in Eukaryota, Fungi, Ascomycota, Eurotiomycetes, Eurotiales, Aspergillaceae. The coding region runs from base 42 to 1337 and encodes 431 amino acids. The record is from RefSeq and is a predicted model, not a curated record. The transcript has a single exon.